AUGUGGUCUAACUCGAAGUAUUCCCUGAGGAAUAAUUCCAAACCUUACAAUUUGGAAAAGUUCAAUAAACGCCAGACCCAGCAGAGAUCGAGAACUUAUGGCUUGACCUCCGCUAUAUCUCACGACGGCCCGAAACUUGGCGAUGUCGACAAAAACGAGCGAUUGCGAGAGUACCUGGCCUCGUACGGUGUGUUCGAGUCAGAACAAGAGACUCAGCAUCGUUGUGAGGUGCUCGGCACCCUGCACCAGCUCGUGAGGCAGUGGGUGAAGGAGGAGUCUCUCAGGGAGAACAUGCCUGCUGAUGUAGCGAGCUCUGUCGGAGGAAAGGUGUUUACUUUCGGCUCGUACAGGCUGGGGGUACACAACAAAGGUGCUGACAUCGACGCGCUGUGUGUUGCGCCGCGGCACAUUGAGAGAAGAAGUUUUUUCUCCACAUUUUAUAGUCUUUUGAAGGCGCAAAAACAGGUCAAAGAUUUGAUAGCCGUUGAAAACGCUUUCGUUCCGGUUAUCAAACUGAAUUUUGAUGGAAUUGACAUAGACCUAUUGUUCGCAAGACUUCCUCUGUCGAAAAUUCCAGAUUCGUUUGACCUCGGUGACGACAUGUUAUUGAAGAAUUUGGACCAGAAGUGUGUGCCCUCGCUAAACGGUUGCAGAGUGACGGACGAGAUUCUUCGACUCGUUCCUAACAUAAAAGAUCAACUACAGAAUUAUGAGGCAACCAUAAAAGAUAGACAUAUGCUGUAA
Messenger RNA from Spodoptera exigua (beet armyworm), 744 nucleotides. The record is from the annotation of a GenBank genome assembly. NCBI's taxonomy places the organism in Eukaryota, Metazoa, Arthropoda, Insecta, Lepidoptera, Noctuidae.